UUCAUGCACUAGGAGAUGUGCCGAGCAGGACACCCGGCAGCUGAAAUCUUAGCAGCAGCAGCAGCAGUCAGCAAACGCAUCACCACAAAAACAUCUCUCCACCUCACAAGAGCCUCAGCUGACUCGAUAUCCCAACGCUGGACGGAUUGCCCUACCUUAUUCUACACCAUGGAAGCCUGUUGACACAACCUGCAGGCAGACAUCUGCUCCCCAAACCACUGCUGCGCGUUUUAGAAAACGGUGGCGGGUGGUUAAUCCAGCACUGGACUGCUUCUUUUGGGUGGGUGAAGUCAGGCUCGGUUUCAAAAAGAACACAUUUUGAGGAGGAGAAUUAGGAGGAGAGGAAGAAGAAAAUUAAAUUCCCAAAGAUAGCAAUUCAAGGAUUUUUUUUUUCCAAAAAAAAAAAAAAAAAUACAAAAAAAAAUUUGAAACACAUAGGCGCAAUAUUCCUAUAUUUUUUCUUUCUGGGAUUUUGGAAUGCUGGGCUCCGUCAAAAUGGAAUCACACGACAUUUCCGAAUGGACCUCGUACUAUAACGAACCCACGGAGGUAUUUCCUUCAGUGAGCACUAUGACAUCCAGCUUGGGGCCUAUGAACCCUAUCAAUUCCUACGUGACGUUGAACCCGCUCAGUUCCCCCAGCUCCAUGAACAUGACAUAUCCAAACAGCGGCUUGAGUAGCCCUUCUCUCACUGGACUGACCAACGCCACCAGCCCCAUGGGCCUUCCGACAGUGGCAUCCCCAGUUAGCCCAGUAUUGACUCCGCUGGGUGCUCAGGCCCCCACGCUCAGUUCUCUGUCGCCCUAUCAAAAUGUCGGCCAGCCAAUGGCCCCACUGGGCUACUCUCCGUCAAGCAUGAAUCGGCCCAAAGAGAUCAGCAAGUCAUACCGGCGCACGCUGACCCAUGCCAAGCCGCCCUAUUCGUACAUCUCCCUCAUCACCAUGGCAAUUCAGCAGGCCCCGAGCAAGAUGCUGACCCUCAAUGAGAUCUACCAGUGGAUCAUGGACCUCUUCCCUUACUACCGUGAAAACCAGCAGCGCUGGCAGAAUUCUAUCCGCCACUCCCUCUCCUUCAACGACUGUUUCGUCAAGGUGGCCCGGUCCCCAGACAAGCCCGGCAAAGGUUCCUACUGGGCCCUCCACCCAAAUUCAGGCAACAUGUUUGAGAACGGAUGCUACCUGAGGCGCCAGAAGCGUUUCAAAAUUGAGGACAAGGCCAAGAAGCCUAACUCCAAGGCUUCCAAUGCCCAAGACCAGGCCUCCAAGAUUCCUGAAGGUCUUCAAGAGGGCCAGAGCCCCAACACAGGUUCGGAAGGGGCAGAGUCGGGCCAUUCAGACACCUCCCAUGGGUCUGAGGAGCAAAGAGGUUUGGUCCAGCUAGAUUGUUCAGGGGCCCACGGCUCAUCUCCAGCUUCCGAGGCCUCCCCAGCCCCCAUCUCGCAGUCCAUGAAUAGCCACUACUUUGCCACCUCCAUUACCAAUUUGGAUCUUCCAAGUGACCUCAAAAUGGACCCUCAGUUCAACUUCAACCAUCCUUUUUCCAUCACCAACCUGAUGUCCACAGAGCAGAGCCACAAGAUCGACCUGAAGUCCUAUGAGCAGGCCAUGGCAUACAAUGGCUAUGGCUCCCCGCACUCAGUGGAAAACAAACACACUUACCAGACGUCCACCUCGCUCAGCGAAACUGGCUCCUAUUAUCAGAACCUCUACAGCCGCUCCUUGCUCAACGCUUCUUAAGGCUGUUGGCCUGUUGCAAAGCGGAAAAAAGAGGAGGCCAGAGAAAGGAGAGAAACUCUGCCUUGUGCCACAAUCACCAGCAAGACCAUCAAGACGAUGUGCCCUCCUUUUGCCGACCAAAUGCAACACGGCUGGUGGAAAGGAGCAAAUCGCCAGAGGCCUGGCUCUGAUGAACCACAUGCUCUCAAGACCUCAAGACCAAUGUUGCCUCAGAGCGGUCAAGAGCUCCUUUGGGGCCCUUCCAUUUCAAUAGACUCACUUGCCCAUAAUGACCAGGGAGCUACAAGGAAGAAGUAGCCCACACCUUGUUGCUGUCAACCAUAAUUCACCUUAUGGUUGUACUGUUGUCAACACGGGUUCCCAAGGGCAAAUCCCGCCAUCCCCAAAUGAUGGACCCCACUAUGAAUCUUACUGCUAUUGAAGAUAUCCGACAUCUCCAGGAUUGGAGCUUUGAUGGAUGUCCAUUGCAAAGUUGAAAAGGGACAAAGGUGAAAAGGAAAUUAUGCAAUCUUGAGUAAGCUGAGGCCUAUCCCUCGGCCUAGGACAGUUGACUUUCUUAUCUCAACACAGAUGUUACAGUCUAUGGUUGAACUCUUGUCUUGGGAUCGUCAAACCCACCCAUUUAGGUCAGAAUCAUACUUGGCAGGACUCCAUUGUUACACACACACACACACACACACAAAGGGAUUUGGUUACACCAAAGACAAUGUAGGCCUCAACCUGAAGAGGAGCAGGAAGAAUAUAGUUCAGAUUUUUUUUAUUAUUAAGUGGCUUUAUAUUUAAAUAUUUGUGCUUUCUUUUGGGAAAAAGGGUAAGAGUUGAUUUAAUAUAUCAUACUUUAGAGACAAUUCAGGGGGUUGUCCUUGUUUUACAUGUGUGUGUCUCUCUUUUUAUGGUAUUAACGAUAAUUAAAACAAAAUGGUAUUCAGGUUUUA
This is a messenger RNA of Elgaria multicarinata webbii, 2672 nucleotides long. RefSeq names its product forkhead box A3 (gene FOXA3). The transcript is spliced from 2 exons. Gene Ontology annotation, biological process: anatomical structure morphogenesis; cell differentiation; regulation of transcription by RNA polymerase II. The coding region runs from base 478 to 1737 and encodes 419 amino acids. NCBI's taxonomy places the organism in Eukaryota, Metazoa, Chordata, Lepidosauria, Squamata, Anguidae. The record is from RefSeq and is a predicted model, not a curated record. Gene Ontology annotation, molecular function: transcription factor binding; DNA-binding transcription factor activity, RNA polymerase II-specific; RNA polymerase II cis-regulatory region sequence-specific DNA binding.